CCUGGAAGCCAUUACGGUUCCAGCCUCAUAACAGAAGAGCCUUGUCUAUGAGCUUUGGAGAUGGAGAGCGAAGGGAUUGAGAAUAGGGAUGGGAUGGAGGUUGUCGAGCAGAAGGUCAAGAGACCAGGUGUAGUAACGAAGAAAAUGCUAGUCAUGUCAAGUAUGCUAUGUGGAGGCAUCGCUUUUCUUCUUUGGGCAAUGUUAGGAUUUCCUAGAAAAUUUAAAAAUCCAAGGAUAUUUAAAGACAAUACAUGCUCAGAGGAUGAAACUAUAUGUCCACAAGGCUGGAACCAAGUCAAUAAUAAUUGCUUCUUUCAAUCUGAACAUGAAAAAACUUGGAUAGAUGGCCAAGCAAACUGCAUAGCCUAUCGUGGAUCUCUGGCCAUAUUCAACUCCAAGAAUGAAGUGGAAUCUUUGAUGCCCUAUCUGGAACCGUCUUCAUAUUGGAUUGGACUAAAGAAGCCAAAUGCAAGCGCACCCUGGGUGUGGGCAAAUGGAGAUGCAUUCGACAAUUGGUUUAAUAUUGAAGGAAGUGGAACAUGUGCCUUCAUGUUUAAGAAUGGCAUAAGCAGUGCCAGUUGCAAUGAUGCAAUAAAAUAUAUAUGCAGCAGAGAAUCCUUUUGUCCUUAGACACAGGGUCCUUCAUAAUAAAGUAAAUAAAAUA
Mustela lutreola (European mink) is the source of this 664-nucleotide messenger RNA. RefSeq names its product C-type lectin domain family 2 member F-like. The coding region runs from base 61 to 630 and encodes 189 amino acids. The record is from RefSeq and is a predicted model, not a curated record. NCBI's taxonomy places the organism in Eukaryota, Metazoa, Chordata, Mammalia, Carnivora, Mustelidae. The transcript is spliced from 5 exons. Gene Ontology annotation, cellular component: external side of plasma membrane.